ACGUUGAAGAAGAAUACAAUCAGCUGUUCGGUUCUAGAAUCCAAGUGAGAAUCUACAUAAAGCUGUCAUUGUCGAAAAGAAGAGGUAAAGACCACCGACAUGUCAUUCGUCUUCGAUUGGAUCUAUAGAGGCUUUAGUGGUGUGCUUCAGUUUUUAGGGCUGUACAAAAAGUCUGGGAAGCUGGUAUUCCUGGGACUGGAUAAUGCUGGUAAAACAACGCUUCUGCACAUGCUGAAAGAUGACAGACUGGGACAGCAUGUGCCCACGUUGCAUCCAACAUCAGAGGAGUUGACAAUAGCUGGAAUGACUUUCACCACGUUUGAUCUGGGCGGUCAUGUACAAGCAAGACGAGUUUGGAAAAACUACCUGCCGGCAAUAAAUGGAGUUGUCUUUCUGGUCGACUGCGCUGAUCAUGACCGCCUUACAGAAUCGAAGAUCGAACUUGAUGCUCUGUUAGCAGACGAGACCAUCCUCACUGUGCCUGUGUUGGUGUUGGGGAACAAGAUCGACCGUCCCGAAGCCAUCAGUGAGGGUGGACUGAGAGGGGCGUUUGCUUUGGACGGUCAAUGCACUGGAAAGGGUAAUGUGUCCUUGAAGGAGCUACAGGUAAGACCUCUGGAGGUUUUCAUGUGCAGUGUACUGAAGAAACAAGGCUACGGAGACGGCUUCCGGUGGCUGUCGCAAUAUAUCGACUGAUAGCUGGACCCCCGGGCAGUGGUUCCUGGUCUUCAACGGGACCGUCUUUCUGAGGAGGGGAAGUACAAAUCCGGGGAAGAAGAAAAUAGAUCGUCCUUAAAAUUGUUCUCUAUAAAAAGCUGUGAUGCUCCCAAUUGUCAAUUGAUCGGUUCUCUGAAAAUGGUGGGGGCGUAUAUAAUUAGGUUUUUACUCGUUGAUUUCCGAGUUAAUUUGUCUGUUUUAAAGGUUUCUAUCUAUGCAAACUUUUAAAAGUUGUUUGUGUGGAAUUUAAGGUCAUGAGAUCAAGUGUUAUGUAAGUCCAUUAAUUAAGUGGAAUGUCAACACAUUGUUCAUCAUGUGAUUUGAGUAUCCAAUUAUAUCCAUCAGAUUUG
Esox lucius (northern pike) is the source of this 1067-nucleotide messenger RNA. It is a transcript of the gene sar1aa, whose product is annotated as secretion associated, Ras related GTPase 1Aa. Gene Ontology annotation, molecular function: GTPase activity; GTP binding. The record is from RefSeq and is marked provisional. NCBI's taxonomy places the organism in Eukaryota, Metazoa, Chordata, Actinopteri, Esociformes, Esocidae. Gene Ontology annotation, cellular component: endoplasmic reticulum exit site; COPII vesicle coat. Gene Ontology annotation, biological process: vesicle organization; intracellular protein transport; membrane organization.